This is a messenger RNA of Monopterus albus (swamp eel), 5229 nucleotides long. It is a transcript of the gene ngfra, whose product is annotated as nerve growth factor receptor a (TNFR superfamily, member 16). Gene Ontology annotation, biological process: Rho protein signal transduction. Bases 330 to 1394 code for a protein of 354 amino acids. Gene Ontology annotation, cellular component: cell surface; plasma membrane. Gene Ontology annotation, molecular function: death receptor activity; coreceptor activity; nerve growth factor binding. Lineage: Eukaryota; Metazoa; Chordata; Actinopteri; Synbranchiformes; Synbranchidae. The record is from RefSeq and is a predicted model, not a curated record. The transcript has 6 exons.
CUGCAGGAGUAUGGCCCCCUCUCCUCUCCUGCCUCCUCCGCAGUGCACUUGCAGCUGAGCAGCUCUCCGGACAGGACAGUCUCCUCUUCCUCCUCCUCCUCAUUCUUGUUCUUCUCAUCCGUGUGUGUUGGCGAGAUAGUGCGUUUAGCACCAGCAUCUGACUCCAGUCCACACGUCCCGGACUGAUGCGCGAUGGUGCGGACUCAUUGAUAAAAAUCCGCGCUGCCGGGAUUAAAAUGAGCACUCCCGCCGAGCCGCUCUCCUCCUCCACAUAGCGCUGCUUUCUCUGCACAACACUUGUUUUAUGUGAUUCCAGCAGGCGACGCAGGAUGUCUACUACUUUACCGCUGGUGAUUUUGUGCGCUUUGGUGGCGUUAGUGUCCACAUCUAAGACGGAGCGGGCCGUGCCCUGUGACUCCGGCCAGUACACCAAAAGUGGAGAAUGCUGCAACGAGUGCCCACCUGGAGAGGGAGUGGUGAGGAAAUGUGGCGCUGCUCAGACAGUCUGUGCCCAGUGUCUGGACAGUGAGACCUUCUCAGAGAACUACAGUCACACAGAGCAGUGCAAAGCAUGCACUCAGUGUACCGGCCUGAUGCGGUUGGAGACGCCAUGCACCGACUCAAAUGACGCCAUCUGUGUCUGCAACUACAACUACUUUUUCAAUGUGAUAACUGGCCAUUGCGAGCCAUGUACCGUGUGCCCAGCAGGACAGGGUGUGCUUGCUCACUGUGGAAACGAUCACGACACGUUGUGUGAGGAGUGUCUAGAUGAUACCUUCUCUGACCGGGAGAGCUCCCUUGAACCCUGCUUGCCCUGCACCAUAUGUGACGAAGAAACUGAGAUACAGCUGGCUGAGUGCACACCAACCAGCGACUCUGUCUGUCGUGAUCCUAACCUCCCAACAGAUAUCACUCCCACCUCCGAUAUGGGUCUGUCACCACCCACUUUCACCAACUAUCUACCCCCUGAUGGCUCUGACAGCCCAUUGCCAGGUGGAGAGACGACAACAUCUAGUGCCGGCUCCCCUCACUUCCUUGGCCACGGCCUCAAUGAAAACCUCAUCCCCAUCUACUGUUCCAUCCUGGCUGCUGUGGUGGUGGGCCUGGUGGCUUAUAUUGUUUUUAAGAGGUGGAACAGCUGUAAGCAGAAUAAGCAGGCAGUUAAUAACCGUGCGGCUACAAACAAUCAGAUGGUGACGCCAGAAGGAGAGAAGCUGCACAGUGACAGCGGCAUCUCGGUGGACACUCAGAGCCUGCAGGUGCAGCAGCAGCAGCAGCAGGACCAGGCCCAGGCUGAAGUCCAGGCUCAGCCCUUACACUCACACACACAGGAACAGAUCGUGGUGAGGGUGGAUGGCGGCCCAGAGCCUGACUCGCCUCCACCUGAAGUCUGAGAAGGUGGAGGAGGAAGAGGAGGCAUCAGAGCUGAAGAAAGGGAAGACCUAAACUGUGGACCAAAAAGAAAGUGGGUGGGGGGCACACAGAGAAUGUAAAACUGUCUGUGAUUCAUAUCCGAAGUGCUACAGAGCAAAGACUUACUGUACAUGGACCUCCCAGCACCUUUGGGCCACAGUCUAACUCCUCAUCCCUGCAUACAGAGUCCAACUCUACCUAGCAGUGUGCCUGGACACAACCUCUACGGCAAUAUCAAACACUAUGUGUACCGGUGUCACUGCAGAUACAUAAUCGUAGAUUUGCCAGUGCUUCUCCUAUUCACUGAUUAUUUCAGUAUCUAAUAUAGACGUAUGACAUAAUUCUCACCAAAUGCCAGCUUAUCUCUGCCAGGUUCCCUCUGUUUACAUGAUCACUAGUUGACCUAAACGGUAACUAGGCAGAAACAUACUCCAUUAUCUCUGGGGCAGCAUUUUUCCUCUCACAUCUUCCUCUGUGGUGUCCCACUCUCACAUAAUCCACUAUCUCUCUCCACAGGAUUCACUCUAUUAGACCCCCGCCGUCAUCUGCGAUACAAAAAGCGGUGGGGGAGCUGUGAGUCACUCCAGCUUCUUCUGAAGUCCCUUUUUCUUUUAUCAUGUAACCACAGACGUGUUUCAUGGCAUACUGUUUUAUAAAAUGCUUGCGUCAUUGUUUGAGAUUGACUGCACCAACUGCUGCAAGUGACUCAUACAGUAUUUGCAAAGAAAGGUCAGUACAGUGUAGCCCACUCGAUAAUCAACCAUUUUUCCUUGGCGAGAUGUUUCUUUCUGCACUCAGCAGUCUCUAUCACCUUGGUGACACAAACCACUUCAUCCCAUCCCAGGGAUUAUGUUUCAGUAAUGUCAUGCUUCUUAUGUAACACACCCAAAUGUUUAUCUCCUGUUUGUGGUGCAUUACUUUAGUUCUGUGGCUUGAGUUACACGGCUUCGGCAGGGUGCCUCCAUGCUCCUCUGUGGAUGUGCAACAAGAGAGAGACAUCUCCGGUCAGUGGACCUCUGCUGACUCACUGCGAUGACUUGACAUAUCUGAGAUGAAGUGAAGGUGACUGAUGAGCAAAAAAAAGCUGUGAAGUCAUCAGUGACCCAGUAUGCAGAGCUGCUCAUUAAACUGAUGCUUUAAUGAAAAUACGGGCAACAAGGAAUCCCACCUAGUUUACUGAUCCCAAGUGGAAAUUUGGGACACACCUCAGAGGCACUCUCUCUUUACUAUCUCCACCACCUCUAAUUGAACAUUUUCGCUCAUGCAGUCUUGCAUACAGCUCUUACAGAACCUGAUAAACAGUGUUGAGGCACUAAGGCAUCGUCACUGGUGCUCACAUCAACAUGGGGCCCAUUAGAGAGAUGUCCUGACAGGCAGGUAGUAAUUACCUCAGGGUUUUAACUUCAUUUACCCUCUGCUCCUCUCAGCUCAGCCACCUCUCUUCGAGAUUAAUGUGGCGGACAGCACAGGGGCAACGCAGUCCUCUUUGAAGCCUCACCAUGACAUUACAAAUCCCUUAUCCAAGUCCGAGGCCAGUGACAUUUACUGUAUCGCCAAAUAUGGUGAUAUAAAACCCCUUAGUCCAGGCUCACUUCUAAGGCUGAGUGGCACCUUUUAUCACACAGGUUAUGUUUCCCCCACUCACUGCAGUCAACACAGACACCUUGUAAAAGAAGUAAAGUAUACUGUAGCUGAGUUUGACUGCUUUAGUGUUUAUCCCUAUAGGAGCGCAUACUGUAUGUUCUCAGGGUUCCUCUGGAGGUGGUGUGACUAAAAAUUGUCUAGUGAUCCAUAAAGGAGCUCUGUAUGAUAGAGUAGGUAGGUAGACAGUUUGAGAUAUAAAGCAGCUGUUUAAAAAAAAAAAAAAAUUUAUAGGAAGAUACAGGUUGAUAUUAAUAUUACCAACAUGAUUAAAAAACGAGGGAUUUAAAAAUUUAGUUUGAUAGCAUGGGAAACAGGCUUAUUUGCUUUUUUUGGUAAACAACCCAGUCUCACAGCAAAAUGUGUGACAGCUAAAUGUACUAGUCUCCAAUAUGUGAUAUGGCAGCAUUUUCUGGCAGGAAAACGAAAAGACAAUGGUUGACAUUCCUUAUACAUGGUUAGGUUUAGGCACAGAAACUACAUAGUUAAGGUUAGAGAAAGAUCCUGGGUUUGGUUAAGGUACAUAUCUGUACAGUACCACCCACAGCGGGUUACCCUAUCUUAGCAUAGCAUAAAGAAACAGCUAGCCUGGCUAUAACCAAAUCUGACUACAGUACCAGCAUCUCGAAAAUCCUCCACUUCAAAUGUUAUAUCUUGUGAGUUUCAUACAAAAAUGAAAUGAAAUAAAGUGUGAAACAUGACACGUAGUGAUUUCCACAUAUGCCAGAAUGACCCCUGGACUAAUGCUAUCAAAACACUGAUCAGCAUAAAAGGAAAUAGUUGUGCAAACUAUUACUUUAAAGGAGAAAUAAGAUGGGUUUAUUUGUGAGCAGAACUUGUAGAGUUAGGUGAAUAAUAGAUACGUAGAUAAGACAAAGGAAGACAGAGAAAGUGAGUCAUCAUAUCUUCACUUUGACUGUGGAUGUGUUGGUCACAUGGUCACCAACAUCUCAAGACAAUUAAACUCUCUGCUCUUUUGCUUUGUGAUUCAUUGUGUAUCACUACAGAGUUAUGACUGGAAACUCUACUGUAUUUUGCUUCUCAGUUGGUGUGGCCAUGUGACCACACACACAGAGCGACAGUGUAUGAUUCACAGUUCUACUGAAAGAGCUGGUAUGAUUCAUCCAGAUCACAGCGGUGGCAGUGACAUUAAAGCAGACUCUGCUACAGUAUGAGUGACCUGAGUGUUGAUUAAAAAAAAAACUCAUUGGCUCUAUCUCCACCUGAGCCUCAAUCAGCCCUCCAGCAGUGCACCCAUCUACCCUGAACCAACUUAUUCUAUUUCUCCAGUAUCUUGUGAAGUGAGACACACAGUGUAAGAAUGUACAACCUGGAUAUAAAACCAAAAAUAUGCAAGGCACAUUCAACAAUAAGGUUAAAAUUUCCCCCAUUUUUUUUGUCUAACUAUCCCACUGGUUUAUAUUAUGAAUUAGUAAUACAUUUUUGGAAUAAGUAUUUUUUCUAACUGAUAUGUUAUUUUGUAGCACUUAUUAGAUGUAAUAUGAAUGCACUCAAAGAGUGUACCGCAGUUCAAGUGCCUGUGUACAGUGUCGGGUCGUUAAUUUUAGAGUUUCAACUGUAGUUUUUGCAUUUCUUCCACUUAUUUUACAUUUUAACAUGCAUUACUUUGAUAUUUUGAGAGCUAAUUGAGGUUUUUAGUAAUUAGAGGUUAAAGCUAUAGAUGAACCUUGGAGAUGCAAACAUACUGUAUAAACCUGGCAAAGAGAGAAUUACAACAUAAACAUGUUGCCUGUGAGUCAUACUGUGAGUAAACAUGCUACUGUAUAAUUACAGGCAACCGAAAUAAGGUCAUGUAGCAUUUAUGGAAGCAUAUACUGUACAUGUCACCUAAGACUGCUCUAAACCACAUGUAUACUAUUAAUCAAUAGAAAUCAGUUCUACUGUGCAGGUGUUUUGCAUGCAUAAUGAGCCUCACCAUGUACCUCCAGUUCAGAGGUGACAUGAGUAAUAACAUGAACUCUAUGGGGAGGUUCACUGUGAUUCUCUGUGGUUACUUCAAACUCCAUGCGGCUAGAUCAGGACCUGCUCCCGAAAAAGCUGAAUGUCACCUGUACAUACCUACUAAUCUAAAAGGCAUUGUGUAAAUGUGAAUUUCCUAGGAGUUGAUACAAGAUACAAAAAUAAACUAAAAAUGUACAAAAACGUGCAAAGUAA